Anolis carolinensis (green anole) is the source of this 2344-nucleotide messenger RNA. RefSeq names its product endogenous retrovirus group FC1 Env polyprotein-like. Lineage: Eukaryota; Metazoa; Chordata; Lepidosauria; Squamata; Anolidae. The transcript has a single exon. The record is from RefSeq and is a predicted model, not a curated record. Bases 197 to 1819 code for a protein of 540 amino acids.
CUAGAGCUAGCCCCAGAGGUCAGGUUACCAAGAACCGCCUUGAAGAAGGAAGGAGGGUACACUUCCGAGAGUGUCCCAAAAGACCGAAUGGACACUUGGUUUUGGGUGUGGGGAAUUGGGGGUUCCUGUGUGGGUUGUAUUCUGUUUUUCUGUUGGCUGAAAUUUUGUGAUAUUGAGGACAAACACCAGUGUAAAAAUGAGGACACACUUAUACUUAUUGAUAUUGAUAAUGAUGCCAUUGGUGCAGACUCAGAUGGGUUGGGACAAGAACAUGUUCCACCAAUUAAUUAAAGAGAUAGCCAAAGAAGCAGAGGUUGCGGACUGCUGGAUUUGUGCCCAUAGCCCUCACUCCCAAUAUGAGGGUUGGGUCAUGAAAGCAGGGCCACUGCUGGAUAUAUCUGGAUGGAAAUUGUUCACCCCUUGGACAUAUGAACGUGAGGAGGGGUUGACAGAUUCGGCCCAAUUUUUAUUGGCCCUUGAUGAUUCUGCACCAGCCGCAUCAGCCUGUUUGACACGAUCAAAAGAAGGGAUCUCAGAAAUUGAUCAUAAGAACUUCCCCCAAGCCAAUCUCAUAGAAGUAGGGGAUUAUCCCCGUUGUAAUCUCACUCUCCCUGUAUAUUAUGACAACAUACACUUUGGAGUUGAACAGCUACAGCCACAACAGGAUGGUCACACGCAAAGAUUGAGGAGGCAAGCGGCCUCACCGGAAGGGGGUGACAAGAAACCGCCCUCUCGUCCGGCCCGUAAUGGGAAAGUUAACACACCCCCCAAAAUAUAUGUGGUUAAGCCCGGGUCGGAGCUGCCUCGGGCAGCAACUCAGCCACCUGAGGCGGGAGCGGCGGCUCCACCACAACCGCCUGUGGGUGGUGCUGCAUCUUCACCCCGAUCACCAGUGGUGAAGGCUGCACCCCCACCGCGGCAAGAUUUGAUCCGGACGCGAGGAAAUUUCCCAAUGGAAUACCAAAUUCCUGGAAGGCCAAGGCCCGGUAUACUGCUUGAUAACCAUGCAAUGGGAGGAUUGCCUCCAGGGUAUUUUUGGAUUUGUGGGAAGUGGGGAGGUAAAGUCUUACCCCCACUAUGGGUUGGAACCUGCACCAUUGGUACCCUAGUCCCCACUAAUAUUGGGAUACACCCGCGAGAGCAGCCCCUGCAUGCAUUGGAAGCAGCUGACCGGUGGAACAGGCCUAAAAGAUCAUAUGAUGAAAAACGUGGCUAUGAUCCUGAUAAUACGUAUCUUUCAGAGGGAGAAAGAUUUGCAACAAUCUUGUUCCCUAGUCUGGGAGUUGCCCUAAAUGUCAAACAACUGAGGAGGCUCUCUGCCCAACUGGAAAUCUUGGCUAAUCAGACUGUUAUAGGCAUGAAAGCACUCCAGACUGAAAUUGACUCACUGGCAGGAGUCCUUAUGCAACACAAGAUGGCAUUAGAUUACCUUCUGGCAGCAGAAGGUGGCUUAUGCAUAUGGUUGAACACAACUUGCUGCCAUUAUGUCAAUGAGUCUGGACUUAUUGAAUCUGAUGUGGCCAAAAUCAACACUGUUGUCUCCACAAUAAGGGCUACUUACACCCCCAAGGGAACUGGUUGGUUUGAUUGGCUUUUUAGCUGGCUCCCGAAUCUUAAUUGGUUACGAGACCUCGUUAAAGUAUUGUUUAUAAUUUUGCUAAUUAUACUUCUGGCUUUGCUCUUUUUGCCUUGUAUUAUGUCCUGCUUAAGAAACAUGAUGGCGAGACUGAUCACUGCUACUUUCAGUCAGCACAGGGAAGUUCAGCGUGUCAUGUACAUGCAGUUAAACACCAUGGAGCAAGAAACCACCCCACUGUAAUUGGUUGGUUUGUGUAACCAAGAAAAUGUCUUCCUUGGUUACAAGAAAAAACGGGGGAAUGAAGGGGUCACUUAGCCCAAAGUGACUCCAUUUUAGAAUUGCCUGUCUGCUUUGAAAUGGAGGAUCAGUCUCCCCUCUGAAUUAUAAAGAUUUGCAACUUGCUGUUUUUGCAGCAUGUGUCUAAGUUUAGCAAGAAUCAGUUUCGGUUGAACUUGCGGUUAGGGUAAUUCCGAGAAUUGUAUGCAACAUAUAUACGUUACAUGUGUUUUGCUCGCACCUGCUGAAAUCUUGUGGUUGAAACAUCCUGGACUUGUUGACAACGCAGGAAACUCUAGCUCACCACAAACUGAACUGGAGAAUUUCCAGUAAACUCCAGUCCAGAAAGAGGAACUAAAAUGUAAUAAACAACUGCCCUAUAAAUUGGCCGAGUUAGAAACACUCUUGGCCGACAGCUUUUGCCAGCCACACACUGCUGUGUGACUCUGUCAGCCGGUAGCUACCUAAUAAAGGUGUGUUUGUCCUCAA